Molecule: messenger RNA, 1434 nt
Organism: Cucumis melo (muskmelon)
Lineage: Eukaryota; Viridiplantae; Streptophyta; Magnoliopsida; Cucurbitales; Cucurbitaceae
Product: zinc finger BED domain-containing protein RICESLEEPER 2-like
Exons: 3
Coding region: 1-1434 (477 amino acids)
Molecular function (GO): DNA binding
Source: RefSeq, a predicted model, not a curated record
AUGACAUUAGCUUUUAAACCUAAAGACAAAGUUGGAGAUAAUUCUUCACAACUUGUAUGUGAAUCAUUUAGUUUAGAUGGUUGUCGGGAUGCUUUGGUUGAGAUGAUAAUAGUUGAUGAAUUGCCCUUUAAGUUUGUGGAGGGUAAGGGGUUUAAGAAGUUUGUGGAUAAAUUAACAUGUGAAAAUCAUACUAGAUUUGUUGUUCCAUCUCGAUUUACUGUGGCUAGAGAUGUGUUUAAGUUGUAUGUUAAUGAGAAGAAUCGUUUGAGAGACAUGUUUGUAAAAAAUAAGUAUAGAGUUUCUCUCACCACUGAUUGUUGGACAUCGGGACAAAAUAUUAAUUACAUGGUCCUAACAGCCUAUUUCAUUGAUUCUGAUUGGAAAUUACAUAAGAGAAUACUUAGUUUUUCUCCAAUUGAGAAUCAUAAAGGUGAUACUAUCGGUAAAACCAUUGAAAAGAAUUUGAAGGAUUGGGGCAUUGAGAGGGUAAUGACUUUGACGGUUGAUAAUGCAAGUUCGAAUGACACUGCUGUUGCUUAUCUUUUAAAGAGAUUCAAUAAAGGAUUAUUGUUUGGUGGGGAAUUUCUGCAUGUUCGUUGUUGUGCCCAUAUAUUGAAUCUUAUAGUAACUGAUGCUUUUAAGGAACAUAACGAUUGUAUUGAUAGGAUUCGAUAUGCUGUGCGAUUUAUAACUUCUCUUGCUCGUUUUUUGAAAUUUAAAAAGUGCAUUGAACUUAAAAAAAUUGCUUGUAAGAGUUAUGUGUGUCUUGAUGUUCCUACAAGAUGGAACUCCACAUAUAUGAUGCUUGAAGCUGCUGUUAAGUUUGAAAAAGCUUUUGAUAGAUUAGAAGAUGAAGAUGCCUCGUAUAGACAUGAUAUGUCACCGAAUAAGGAAGAUUGGACAAAUGCUAGGAUGUUAAUACGAUUUUUAAAAAUUACAGUGGUUCAGAAUUGUAUACGUUUGAAUGCGGGUAGUGCAAAUGCAUUGUUAGUUGGAAUGGCUAAUAACAUGAAGCUAAAAUUCGAGAAAUAUUGGGGAAACAAUGAAAAGAAUAAUUUGUUGUUGUAUGUUGCUAUUGUGUUGGAUCCUCGAAAGAAAUUAAGAUUUGUAUCUUUUUGUUUGAAAAUUUUUUUUGGUCCUGAGGUUGCUGAAUCCAUGGGAAAUGUAGUGGAACAAUGUUGUAGACGUCUCUUUCAUGAGUAUAGUACUACUCGAAGUGGGAGUAGACAAGGAUGUAGUAGUACUAGUACAACUAGUACACAAACUGUUUCAGGCUUGGAUACUAAUAUUGAUUUUGAUUCGAAUGAAAAUGUGGGUGAAGAUUUUGUCUACGACACGAUUGUUGAGGAAUUUGAAGAUGAUUCUACUACACCUUUCGAACAGGGAUCAUCGAAGAUUGAUAUCUAUUUGUUGGAAGCCAAUAUUAUAUUGUAG